CUUUAUCUCAUUGCCACGUUCAUCAGGCCCCACGUGUUAUCGACUCCUCUCUUCUGCUCAUCAAAAGUUCACAACACUCAUAACUCAUUUCCUAUUUCAGCCAAAUAUCCACUUCCCAUUUCAGCCACACCCCUUUUAAAUUUGUGAUUUUUAUCACUUUUUUAGCCAUAAAAGAAUCUCUUUUUCAUUACCCUUUUUAGUUGGUGUUUUUUGUUGUACUGAUCUGAUUGUAUUAUUGAACUUGAUACAGAAACAGAGAAACUUUUUGGUGUAUCCACCUUUCUUUUUUCUUAUAGUGCAAACAAGCUUCCCAUGAUCUUGAUUAGUUUGUAUUUAGAUUUAAUAAAUAUUGUGUUUUGGUUGAUAGAUUUGUUUUCAGAGUAAUUCAUCAUUUCUGUGAUUCCUGCAAGAACUAGGUGAAUCAAACAUGGCCUCAAGAGUCUCUCCCAAUAUUCAAUGUUGGCACCUCAGAACCCCUUAUUCAACGCCACGUGCAGUUUCUCCUUUCCCACUGAGACAUGCCACUGGGAGGAACAGUUUCUUCUCUAGCUCCAGGAACAUGAGGGUGCAGAGAGUGAAGCAUGCUUGUUCUUCCCAUUUUGAUGAUUUCCACACUGAAGAAGUGAUGAACAUGGUUCAUGAUGAUGAAAAAGGCAACAACAGAGUUGCCCACUACAAUGGAAAAUUCAAAAAGGAGAAAUUUUGGACAGUGAAGCCUGAUGAAAUUCUCGAGCCUUCUCUUCUUGGAAUCCAGCCAGAGCCACCAAGCUGGCCAGAAAGAGAUGAGAUUCUGAGACUGAGCUUUGAAAGGAAGGUGAAAAGUGUGGGAAUUCCUCUAUCCAUUAGGAUGAUCAAGGAGAAGCUGAAAUUGCAGGCGGGUGUUAAAGAGGUUGGUGAAAGUGAAACUGAAUUGAUUCAAUGUUCUCUGAAGAAAACCUUCUCCUCUAUGUUGUUUAUCCUCCAGCAGCUUCAGAAUCAUGCAUUAGAAACCAGGGAGAGGUUGUGCUGUGAAGACUCGCAAGGUGUUAUGGUGAAGCUGCAGAGAGAAAUGGAUGCUUCAUUUGUGUGGCUCUUUCAGCAGGUUUUCUCUGAGACCCCAACUCUCAUGGUCUCUGUGAUGGUCCUUUUAGCAAACUUCUCUGUUCUCUCUGUGAGUAAUAACUCUGUUAAGGAUGCCACUCCUAUGUCCAUGAUGACCACAGUUCUAUCUUUGAGUAAGCAAAAACAUCCUCAAGUUGAUUCUGAGGUUGAUCAAGAUGAGUGUGUGAAGGAGGAGUUGACUGAAGAGGAGGAAAUGUUAUGGAGUUCCAUGGUAAAGGAAGCUUCAAUGUUGCAGCAAAAAGAGUGCGGGGCUGAGAUUUUGGACCACGAGACAAUGAGAUUUUCUGUGGCCCCAGUGUCAGUGAAGCUUGAAGGGGAUCAAUAUGAGGAAUAUCUCAAAACUGAGGCUUAUUACCAAAAACUUAUACUCUUGACACCUCACAAUUCACUUCUGCUGUCUAACUAUGCUCAGUUCCUCUUCCUAGUUCUUCAUGACAUUGAUGGGGCAGAAGAGUACUACAGGCGUUCAGUGCUGGUGGAAUCACCAGAUGCAGAAGCAUACAGUCGAUAUGCUGAUUUCUUGUUGCUAAUAAGAAAGGAUGCUUGGGCAGCAGAACUGAGAUAUCUGCAAGCAUUGGAAGUAGAUCCUGGCAACACUUUUUAUUUAUCAAAGUAUGCCAGUUUCCUUUGGAACCAUGGUGGACAAGAUAGUAGUAGUGGCUUACCUGUAGAAGAAUUAGACAACUUACAACUAUGACAUUAAUUGUCUAUAGAUCCAUCUACAGUUCACUUGCA
Molecule: messenger RNA, 1836 nt
Organism: Lotus japonicus
Lineage: Eukaryota; Viridiplantae; Streptophyta; Magnoliopsida; Fabales; Fabaceae
Exons: 2
Coding region: 428-1798 (456 amino acids)
Molecular function (GO): protein binding
Source: RefSeq, a predicted model, not a curated record